AUGGUCGCCAAAGACAACAAGGAUGCCAAGAUCAUCGAGCUCUUGGAGUCCAUAAAACAUAAACCGUCUGGCGAGAACUACGAGCGCAUGGUCUCGGGCAUGAUGUAUAACCCCCUCGACCCGAUCCUCGACCGAGGCCGCCACCGAGCCCGCUGCCUCACGCGCGACUUCAAUGAGAUUGACUACCGCCAGAACACCUCUCAGGAGGUGGCCAAGAAGAAGAAGGAGAUUCUGCACCAGCUUCUGGGCAAAUUCGGCGAGCGGUCGUUCGUCGAGGGUCCUUUGUUGGUCGACUACGGCUGCAACAUCAUCUUUGGCUCCAGGGUCUUUGCCAACUUCAAUCUGACCAUUCUCGACAUCAGUCUUGUCACCAUUGGCGACCAUGUUCUCAUCGGACCUAACGUGAGCAUCUACACUGCAGUCCACGAGACUAGCAUGCUUUCCCGAUCGAACGGCGAGCAGUAUGGUCUGCCGGUGACCAUUGAAAACGAUUGUUGGAUUGGUGGCGGUUCAAUCAUCUUGGCUGGUGUCACCAUUGGAUCGGGCACGACUGUUGGUGCUGGCUCUGUCGUGACAAAGAGCUUGCCGCCUCAUUCGGUGGCGGUGGGCAACCCUGCCAGGGUCAUCAAGAAUGUGCAAACACUCGAGGAGGAGAAGGCGAGUCUGAACCAAAACAUCAAAGAUUAA
Molecule: messenger RNA, 687 nt
Organism: Colletotrichum godetiae
Lineage: Eukaryota; Fungi; Ascomycota; Sordariomycetes; Glomerellales; Glomerellaceae
Product: trimeric LpxA-like protein
Exons: 2
Coding region: 1-687 (228 amino acids)
Molecular function (GO): acetyltransferase activity
Source: RefSeq, a predicted model, not a curated record